GAGACACGGUGGGAGAGACACGGAGACACACCAAGGGAGACACACGGUGGGAGACACACGGUGGGAGAGACAGACGUUGGGAGACACACCAAGGGAGACACACCAAGGGAGAGACACGGUGGGAGACACACCAAGGGAGAGACACGGUGGGAGAGACACGGAGACACACGGUGGGAGACACACGGUGGGAGAGACACGGUGGGAGAGACACGGAGACAUCGCGAUGUCUCGACGUCUACGGGACGACGUGGACGAGCUGACGCCGCCGCAGGUGCCACUUUGGAAACGGGAACUCCUCGACAGACGGAGGAGGAAGGGGGUGCCUGACAUUUUGAGCCACCACCUUCAUCAGCAGAAGCAAAAGCAGCAGCAGCAGCAGCAAUGCCAGCAGCAGAAUCAGCAGCAGCAGCAGCGGCAACAGCAGCACCAGCAGCAGCAGCAGCAGCAGGAAAACCACCACGUUCAGCGCCACCACCACCACCACCACAACCGCCGCCACCACAACCACAACCACGGCCACCACGACGGGCAGCACGAUUCGGCGGCCGCGUCGGACGGCGAGGAGGUGCUGGUGCUGCAGGAGAAGCUGCGCCCCGUGCGGGAGAAUCCCUUCGUGACGCGCGAGCGUCGUCAGCGACGAGGGGCCGCCUCUCCGCCGCUGCCAUCGUCGCCGUCGUCGUCGUCGUCCCAGGACCCGCUGCUUGACCUCUACAGCCACAUCCCGGGCAUCCGCACCAUCCGCGCCGACAACAUCAUCAUCAUCGAGUCCGACCCGGACUACUACCUGCCGCGGACUAAAACGUCGGCGGGGUCGGCCGCCGCCACCGCCGCCGCCGCCGCCGCCGCCGCCGGCCCUCCGGCCGCGGCCACGAUCGUGGCCCGGGAGGUCGUGGUGAUCCGCGCGGCGGAGCGGGACGGCCGCGACGACGGGGAGGAGGCCCGGCCACCCGCCGACGGCGCCGACGGCGGCGGCGGCGGCGGCGGCUUCACGCUUCAGGGCCGCGUCAGCAGCCUCCUGUCGAGGUUCGACGGGCCCCGCGGCCGCUCCGGGGAGCCCGGCAACACGUGGGGGGCGCGGCGGUCGGCCAGCGCCGACGACCUGCUGAGGGCGGGCGGCGGCGGCGAGCGGGGCCGGGGACCGCGGGGUAAGCGGCACGGGUCGCCGGACGCGGCCCCGCGCGCCCGCAAGUCCGCCGCGGUCGCGGCGAGCCGCCCGCGUUCCCGGCCGACGCUGCCGCCGCUGCCGCCGCCAUCGCCGGCGGCGAAAGGAGGCCCCGGCGGGGGCCGCCCGGAGGGUUCCCUGGCGAACGUCGCCGCGGGCCGGGACCCGGGCCUCGCCUCGCCUCGCGGCGGCGCCGCGGAGGAGCCCGGCAGCCCCUUCACGACGCGGUCGAAGAAUUCGUUCACCGUGCACCCGGAGAAGAACGCCGGCCUGCACCCGCCGGCCACGUCCGCCGGGAACGCCUCCCCGAGGUCGCCGGAUCGGGUAAAACCGUCGCUGCCCGGCGGGAGGCCCGGGCCGCGGGGACAGAGAGGCGGCGCCGAUUCGGCGACGGGGCCUAAAUCCCCGACGGCACGGAGCUACGAGCCGCCGCGGCCGCCGCCGGCGGCGACCCAGGGCUCGAAAUCCCGGACGUCCGCCUCCCACGGCCUCCAUUCGGCCUCCUCCCCGCCGUCCUCGCCCUCGGUCCGGGGCCCCGAACCGGGGCCGCCGUCGCCCACCGCCCGCGGCCCCCGCGUCCUGUCGGGGCCCAACUUUGAGAUCCGUCCGGCGGUGCGACCGGACCCGGCCGCCGUGGCCUCCGGGGACAGGCAGGCGCGGGCCCUUGCGAGUCUCCGCGCCGACUCCGGCUACUCCAUCACCGUCAUCCCCAAGCCGCGCCGGGUCGCCGAGCGGGCCGCCGACGUGCGCGGGGGCAGGGAGCCGAUGCCCGACGCCAAGCCGGCGUCGGCGCCGCCAGCUGCCGCCCCGGCGCCGGAAUCGCCGCCGCCGCCGCCGCCGCCGCUUUCUCCCAGGCCGCCCGUCGUCUCGUCCCCCACCUUCGUCCGGCGGCCGGCCGCCGCCGCCAUUCCGCCCCUGCCGUACCAGGCGCCGCCGUCCCCUCCGUCGGCCCGGGGGGCGGCCCCUUCGCCCGUCCCUCCGGCCUCCCCUCCGUCGGCCAGGAGCCCCGGGCCUUGCCCGGCCUCCGCCGCGGAAGACGCGACACAGGACGCGCCGCUGCCCGAGUCGAACAUCGACGAGGUGAUCGUACGGCUCCAGGACGGCCCGGGGGUCCUCGGCAAGCGCGGCGGCGGCGGCGGAGGAUCAUCGGGGGGUGCCACCAUCACCAAGGGGCUGGGCAAUUCCUACCGGAUCACGCCGGCGCCACGGAAGCCGGCGGUCCCCGACGCGGGACGCGCCGAGGUGGACGCGGGGACACCGGCGGGCGCAUUGGAGAACACCCACACGCCGCUCGGCCUGCUGGUGAAGAAGCGGUUCCCGCCGGCCGACGAGAUUGAGGUGAUCGGUGGCUACCAGCGCCUGGGCAAGUCCUGCCUCCUGUCCAGCGCCCGCAACAAGAAGAUGAAGAUCUCCUUCAACGAAUCGGAGGCGAUGUUUGAGUAUCCGUCGGAGAGCUCCCUGCUGGAGGGGCUGGACUCUGACGACGACGGAGGAGGAGGCGGAGGAGGUGGCAGCUCCUCCGACGAGGGCGGAGGAGACGACGAGGAGGAGGAGGAGGAGGAGGGGGGGGGCGGGGGGAGGGGCCGCCCCCGCAAGGCGGCGACCUUUGCCCUGCCACGGCCGGAGCUGCAGAGCAGCAUGCCGAGCCAGCACUACGCGUCCGGCCUGGGUUCCUACACCCCCAAGGGCAAUGCGGCUGGACUGGACGUCUGGAAGCAGCAGGAGCAGCAGCAGCAGCAGCUUCGGUGGUUAGGGGACCUUGCGUCCAAUAGCAAUCAGGUGGUACCGGGAGAGGAGUCCGGACCCCACGGCUUCUCCUUGCCGGACGACGCCCUCAUGUUCUGACCCCGGGGACGGGGAGGGCCGUGAUGGCGAUGUUUGCUGGGCCACAGGAGAAGAAGAUUACAACCCCCUUCUUACCCCCUCCUUAACCCCCUCCCUUACCCCCUGCCUACCCCCUGCCUACCCCCUCCCUAACC
Molecule: messenger RNA, 3141 nt
Organism: Petromyzon marinus (sea lamprey)
Lineage: Eukaryota; Metazoa; Chordata; Hyperoartia; Petromyzontiformes; Petromyzontidae
Source: RefSeq, a predicted model, not a curated record